Messenger RNA from Vigna unguiculata (cowpea), 473 nucleotides. RefSeq lists its product as uncharacterized. The record is from RefSeq and is a predicted model, not a curated record. NCBI's taxonomy places the organism in Eukaryota, Viridiplantae, Streptophyta, Magnoliopsida, Fabales, Fabaceae.
GAAGAGGUAAUAAUAAGGAGAUAUUUGAGAUAAAUAGAGAAGAGUAUUGGUAGAGGAAGAGAGAGAGGAAGAAGAAAUGGAUCCAGAAAAAGCUCAAGCAGAGGCCUCAAAGAGACCCCCAGGUCAUGGUGCUACUGAAGUACUUCAUCAGAGGAAAUCACUUCCUUACAGCUACACCAAAAUGGCUAUAGCUGGUUUGCUAAUUACAGCUGCAGUGGGGUACACUGUCUUAUAUGCGAAGAAGAAGCCUGAGGCUAGUGCUAGGGAUGUGGCAAAGGUUUCUGCUGGAGUUGCACAACCAGAGGAUACUCACCCUCACAAAUAGUUAACAUCUACUUUUAUCACAUUCCAUCUAGUAUACCACUUCUGUCAAACUCUUAAUAUCAAGUUCUAAUGACACGGCUUUUUCAUUUCAUAAUGUUCUUUCUUUGUGAUAGUAAUAAAUUGUUAAUUACUUACGAUUACAAUUGUAA